Messenger RNA from Alnus glutinosa, 423 nucleotides. RefSeq lists its product as uncharacterized. Lineage: Eukaryota; Viridiplantae; Streptophyta; Magnoliopsida; Fagales; Betulaceae. The transcript has a single exon. Gene Ontology annotation, molecular function: nucleic acid binding; RNA-DNA hybrid ribonuclease activity. Bases 1 to 423 code for a protein of 140 amino acids. The record is from RefSeq and is a predicted model, not a curated record.
AUGGGAGUGGGUAUAGUUAUUCGAGAUGAAGGAGGAAGGUUCGUGGCAGCAAAGAUGAAAGUUGUCCCCUACAUCGUGGACCCUAACGCUGCUGGAACAAUAGCCGCUUGGAGUGCGGUGCAGUUUGGCCGAGAAAUGGGGGCUAAUCGAAUUGUUUUGGAGGGAGAUUCAAUGGUGGUAGUCUCGGCUUUGCGUGCAUCGGAGUCUUGCGAUCGGCUUUUUGGUCAAUUGAUCGAUAAUAUUAAGUCAUAUUUUUCUCAUUUUUCUCCCGUGAAAGUGAAUCAUGUCCGUAGAGAAGCAAAUGUGGCUGCUCAUGUAAUGGCUAAAAUGGCGAUUUCCAAUCUGUUGAACCACUCUUGGGUGGGGGAGUGUCCUCGUUUCAUUCAAGAUGUUGUGGCAGCAGAAUGUAAUUUUUCUGAUUGA